Molecule: messenger RNA, 1414 nt
Organism: Argentina anserina (silverweed cinquefoil)
Lineage: Eukaryota; Viridiplantae; Streptophyta; Magnoliopsida; Rosales; Rosaceae
Product: WAT1-related protein At4g08290
Exons: 7
Coding region: 120-1250 (376 amino acids)
Cellular component (GO): plasma membrane
Molecular function (GO): transmembrane transporter activity
Source: RefSeq, a predicted model, not a curated record
CCCUGUAUAUAAGAUGAGCCACUGCAUUGCAUCUCUCAAUAAGUUUCAUCCCCAAACAGUACAAGCUAUCUAGCACUUCCAGUUUUUCUAAUCACCCUCACACUAAAUAGACACAAAAAAUGUCGAGUAGUAUGUGGCAGAAGGCGAAACCCUAUGUGCUUACGAUAGGUUUGCAAUUCGGAAGUGCAGGGAUGUACAUCAUCAGCACUGUGACUCUCAACCAUGGCAUGAAUCGAUAUGUUCUGAUUGUGUAUCGCAAUGCUAUUGCAGCUCUUGUCCUCGCUCCUUUUGCUUUGGUUCUUGAAAGGAAAACGAGGCCCAAAAUGACGCUUUCAAUCUUUCUGCACAUAAUGGUCCUUGGAUUUCUUGAGCCGGUCCUUGAUCAGGGCUUUGCUUAUCUGGGAAUGAAUUACACGUCGGCAUCAUUCACUUCUGCCAUCAUGAAUGCCGUUCCCUCUGUUACAUUUGUAAUAUCCGUCAUUUUCCGGAUAGAGCACGUAAACAUUAAGGAGGUCCGGAGUCAAGCGAAGGUGAUAGGAACCCUAGUAAGCUUUGGGGGAGCUGUGUUGAUGGCUACGUACAAAGGCCCUGCCAUUAACAUAAUAGGCUCACAUGAUAACAGCGACCACCAUGAAAGUAGCAGCACUUCGGGCUCACACUGGGCAAUGGGGACGCUCUUUAUCCUUAUAGGUUGUGUGGCUUGGUCCUGCUUCUACGUGUUACAAUCGGUAACAGUGAAGAAAUAUCCAGCAAACAUAUCUCUUUCUUGCUGGAUAUGCUCGAUGGGCGCCAUGCAAGGUGCAGCAGUAGCGCUUGUUGCAGAACGCCACCCUAGUGCAUGGGCCGUUGGUUUUGACACAAGACUUCUAGCACCUCUCUAUACGGGAAUAGUUAGCUCUGGAAUUACAUACUACGUGCAGGGAUUGGUAAUGAAAACGAGAGGACCAGUAUUUGUAACAGCUUUUAACCCUCUCUGCAUGAUCCUCGUCGCAAUUCUGGCUUCUUUCAUUCUAGCAGAGAAACUUCACCUGGGAAGUAUAAUUGGAGGGUUUAUAAUCGCCAUUGGCCUUUAUGCUGUGGUGUGGGGUAAAAGCAAGGACUACAGUAAUAGUACUAGCCCAACCAGUGAUUCCAAUGAAGCUCGCAAAUUACCAAUUAUUACAACCAACGGAACUAAACUGAGCAUUACUGGUUACAAAAACAGCAGUAACGAGCCAGCAGAGAUGAAAUAUAUGACGGUUCAAAAAUAAAGCUCCAUUGGCAAACCCUAGCUAGCUUUUCGUUCCGGCCAGCUCUACUAUCAAGUUGUGACAUGAACGUACUGCAUGUUAUCAAUCAACAAGCCAGAAUAAGAAUAUAUACCGUGGUCGAUCUUUUUUCUCAGUUAUAUAUGCAUGUAUAGCUCUUUUCUGCA